Drosophila busckii is the source of this 1451-nucleotide messenger RNA. RefSeq lists its product as uncharacterized. The coding region runs from base 84 to 1241 and encodes 385 amino acids. Gene Ontology annotation, cellular component: proton-transporting V-type ATPase complex. The transcript has 2 exons. NCBI's taxonomy places the organism in Eukaryota, Metazoa, Arthropoda, Insecta, Diptera, Drosophilidae. The record is from RefSeq and is a predicted model, not a curated record.
UAUUUGUUAGAUACUUUUCGUCGUCAGUUUUGUGUGUGGCAGUCAGCCAAAGGUGAUUCGUCUUUAGCAGAUAAUUGAAAAUUAUGCAGUUAAUUGCCGCGGGCAUAUUUGUGAGUCUGGUGCUCAGCUGCAGUGCAGCGAUAAGUGGUCCAUUUAUAUUUUGGGGUCAGGAAAAGAUUUUCGAUUUGCAACCCCAAGCGCUGGUCGAUAAUGCGGCCAGAGAGCAGCCGCUGACGCAACUGUAUAAGGAUGCCAAGGCGAUUCUAAUUUUCGUACGCAACAGCACAAGUCGUCUGCAGGGCACAAAGUAUCCAAAGUUUCAGAACCUGGUGAAGAGCAACGCCUGGACAUAUUUGCCGCAGCGCAGUCUAUGUGCUGAGCCGUAUGGAUACAAUGCCAACAUUGAGGUCGUAAAUUUGACGGGAAACAGCGAGGAGGAUGAUGCCGCAUUGUUGACGGGCUACAAUGAUGCACUGACCAUUUAUGGAAAAGGUCAAGUGUUGGGCAUAUUAGCUAAUCGAGAGGAGGAGGCUCACUAUUUGGCCAAGCGUGAGGCUGCCAAAGGCGAGGAGGCAGCCAGCACCACAGUGUCAACGCCAACAGGCCUCGAAACCGAAUCGAAUCAGGUUUACAUUGCUGAGGGAAACAAGGCAGUACUUGUCUUGAGCACUCCACCCGAGCUGAAGCUGGGCAACGAGACGCUGCUGCUGGAGGAGCACAACAAGCACAUCACCUUUGACUACCAGCGCAGCAAGGCCUAUGGUCGGCUGAGCAUCACCUUUAUGCCCAACGGCGAGAAGUGUACGCUGCGUUUCAAGUUCUCCCUGCUGCGCGGCACCUGGAUUUUGCGCAACGUCGAAGUGGAGUACCGUGAGAUCAAGGCCGUGCUUCCUGCAAUUGGCAAUGACUAUACGCUGCCAUCAGCCCCGCUGGGCUUCUCCUAUCGCUGCUCAUCGGAGAGAUUGCUUUUUAUUACGCCCAAUAAGAAUGACACAAGAAUUAGCCUCACAUUGAAUGAUUAUCAGGUGCAGCCUUGGUUAAGUGGACGAAACAAGUUUGGCGAUGUUUACGAUUGCGUCGGUUUCACAUCGGUGCCCAUAUUAUCGGGCUUGUUCGUCGUUGCCCUACUCUUGGGUAUACUCUUCAUUGGUAUAACCGCCAUGCUGAGCAUGCAAUCACCCAAUCGCUUUGAGAGCGCAAGCUCCCGCAGCAAGCCGCUAACUUUUACCAUUUCUGAGUAGAUCAGCAUUAUAUUUAUCAAGAAGCAACGUAUAUAGCUUUUAGCCGCCAGCAUGUUUGCAUUGAUUGUAUUUACGCCCGUUAACCCGCUGGCCUUGCUAACGUUGGCCAUAGAGUUCUUUCUAAUACAUUUGCUCUUUAUUCUGAUUGUGCUCUAUGUUUACGUACUUUGGUAUUACUGAGGCUAGUUCAUUGUUAAAUAAAUAUGCAAA